Molecule: messenger RNA, 659 nt
Organism: Corythoichthys intestinalis (scribbled pipefish)
Lineage: Eukaryota; Metazoa; Chordata; Actinopteri; Syngnathiformes; Syngnathidae
Exons: 3
Coding region: 172-456 (94 amino acids)
Cellular component (GO): perinuclear region of cytoplasm
Molecular function (GO): calcium ion binding; calcium-dependent protein binding
Source: RefSeq, a predicted model, not a curated record
UCCUUCUCCCCCGCGCAUGCACACGCCCUGUGACAGUGAAAAAAAGUUGGCUGCUGCAACAAGAAGUUAAAUCACGGAAAAGAUAUGUGUUGCUGCCCCAUCUAGCUCAGAGGAAAAAGGAGCUCCUGCACUUAUUGUCUUUUCUUCCCUUCCUAACUCAAACCUAACGAGAUGGAGUCAGCCAUUAAGACACUGGUGACCACAUUUAUUAGUUGCAGCAAAGGCAAGGAAAGUAUGGAUGGGAAGUCCUUUCAGAAGAUGGUGAAGAAUCACCUCGGUGGUGUUAUGGAGGACGCAAACAGCUCAGCGGCCAUCAAGGAGAUGCAGAACGGCCUGGACGAGAACAGAGAUGGAAGGGUUGGCUUUCAGGAAUACCUCACUCUGAUUGGCUACAUUGCCAAGGCGGUCAGCGACAGCAAGUGCAAUCAAGCUGCAACCAAUGCAGCAGCGUCAUAGACAUUGACUCAAAAAAAAAAAAAAUGGGGCCAUGUUGCUUUGUUUUGUCCUUCAUUUUAUUCAAGGCCACACAGUUAACCUUCCUGUUAUAUCAACAAUCCUCCUAACAUGCUAACAUUCCAUCCUAUAGUCAUUUCUCCCUUAAGAAAACAUUGACGAACCUAAUGCCGUAGAUACAAUUAAACCUUUAUACUGAUAUUGCA